This is a messenger RNA of Paralichthys olivaceus (Japanese flounder), 1879 nucleotides long. RefSeq names its product chromosome 13 C8orf76 homolog (gene c13h8orf76). Gene Ontology annotation, molecular function: protein binding. Lineage: Eukaryota; Metazoa; Chordata; Actinopteri; Pleuronectiformes; Paralichthyidae. The record is from RefSeq and is a predicted model, not a curated record.
GAACCUUUCCGCCCGGAACUACUAUCAGUGGACAUUGCAUCAGCCGUACAGUUGACAGUGAGAGACAGUGUAUCCACGAGUGUGUAGACUUCUGUCCCCUGUAGUUCGGGUACUAGUCUCUGACUGUGAGUAGUAGGCUCUGCCGGGUUCUUCAGGUCCGCAUGGAGAUAUUAGGAAGUACGUUUGACGACUCUGUGUUUUCGGAGGCGAGAGACCGAGUGUGUGCGUCUCUGUCUUCAUACAACGCUAAACUGUGCGAACCAGAGUGGUUUUGUGAGAGCGCUGCUCUCGAUACAGACGAUUCCCUGGAGAAACAGAAAGUUUACAAGUUCAGAGGUGACUUGGCCGUGAGACAGGGGAACUAUCAGAAAGCCUUGGAAGCAUACAGCUGCUGCCUAGAGUGGCUCGCUGACAACAACUUGACCAUCAGAAGAGAUGUCCUGGAGGGAAUGGCUCGAUGCUGCACCAAACUGGGACAGAGAGAGAGGGCUGUGCACUUGGCUGACUUACUGAGGAAAGAAGCCUCCAACACCAGUCACCUGACCAGCCUCCUGCUGCUGAAGGUCAGCAUCUUCCAGCAUUUUGGAGCCAUCGGAUCAGCGAUGUCAUGUCUCCAGCAGCUGUGUAGCCUGCUGCCCUUUAACCCCUGGUACUGGUUCAACCUGGGUCAGAUGUGUCUGCAGCUGCUGGAGAACAGACCCACAAGAUUAUGUUCCUCUGAGAGGUGUGAAUCAGCAGAGGAGCAGAACGAUGGAGAAACUGAGGAGCAACAGGAGGAGGCAGCAGAGAUGGAUGAAGACAGACUCCAACUAAAAGCUUGUACUUGUUUAGUCAGGACAAGACUCCUGUUGAAAAUCCUUCGGCAGCAGCAGUCCUCCUUUGUGUUGCAGCGCAGUGAACGUGCCCUACAGACGACAGAUGAGGCACUACAGCGGCUAAAUCCCAAAGAAUCCACACUGCAGACUCUCACUGAGGUGAUGUCAGAGGACCUGAUCCCAGACAAGAUGAGGGAGGACUACCAAGAUGGAGAGAGUCUGGCCAGUGUGUGUGUGCAGAGCUUCAGAGAGCGCUGGUGGAACAAGAUCUUACUGACUGGUGUGUCAGAGACUGACGAAAGUCUGCGUCAGACAGAGACGGACACGGGGUCCUGAUGUUGAAUGUUUACAGAAGGGACUGAAGACGGCUCAGCAACUGAUAGAUCCCAGCAAAGACCAACUGACACAGACUGAAUGAACUGAGAGUCAUAUCCUGGGCCUCACAAUCACUUUAGAUCUGUACGUCAAUACUACAGCUCAAAUGUUUACCUUUAUUUAUUUUUAUUGUAUAUAAAGACGGACACAUCUCCACUUCCUGCCACUAUACAGAAAAUAACCCAGAUUCAAACGUUGCCAUCUUGUGCAUUUGGAGCCAGAGUCUGCGCAAUAGUGAUCAGGGAUCAACUCUCUGGAAACAUGAACACUUGAACAUACAUCAGUGUUAUAACCUAAUGACAGAAACCACCUUUGAGAAAAAAUGUGUUUGAUGUUUUCAUUAAAUAUAAAUUUUGGUCCAUAACCCAUCUGCUAAUGUGGAGGAUGGAUUUAUAACCUGUACUGUGGCCAGCCACCAGGUGGUGAUCGAGACCGGCCAUGUCAUCCAUCUUUAUAAUCUGAUUAUUCAAAUGUAAAAGUAAGGUAUUAGUGCACAAGGAGAAACAUCCCAGAUGUACUUCGUCCUCUUCGUACUGUUUGAAAUGUAAUUAAUGACGGUGAUUGUGUUCACCAUUUUAACAUUUUAAUCGGUUGAAUGUCUAAAUCGCUCAUCGAACUUUAAAAUGCUGUGUUGAUGUUGUAUAUUUGAUUAUUUUUGCAGCUGAAAUAUUAAAACAAUUUUCACAGUA